This is a messenger RNA of Musca domestica (house fly), 3179 nucleotides long. RefSeq lists its product as uncharacterized. The transcript is spliced from 2 exons. NCBI's taxonomy places the organism in Eukaryota, Metazoa, Arthropoda, Insecta, Diptera, Muscidae. Gene Ontology annotation, molecular function: protein binding. Bases 1357 to 3150 code for a protein of 597 amino acids. The record is from RefSeq and is a predicted model, not a curated record.
UGAGCCAUGUAGGUCCAUGUUUUCAUAUAGCCUCCAUAUAACGGUACCUCCCGAUAUUCACACAACUGUGGUAUUUGAAGUUCGAUAUGGAUACUACAACCUAUGACAGAAAAUUAUCUGUGCAGGGCCACGUCUUCGUAUAGCCCCCAUAUAAAGGUACCUCCCGAUAUUCACCGAAAUUGUUUCAAAUUUGGUAUUUGAAGUUCGAAAUGGAUACUAUAGCCUAAGACAGAAAUUUGUCUGUGCAGGUCCACGUCUUCGUAUAGCCCCCAUAUAACGGUAACUACCGAUAUUCGGUAUUUUGAUGAUUUUAGCGUCAUUAUUCACCGGAAAUGGGAACUACAGUCAGUGACGGAAAAUUGACUAUGCAGGUCCAGGUUUUUGUAUAGGCCCCAUAUAUCAGUACCCCCUACCCAUAGAAAUUGUUUGAGAUGUCGUAUUUGACUUUCGUAAUGUGACAGAAAAUUGUCUAUGCUAGUCCAGGUCUUCACACAGCUCCGAUAUAACGGCAUCCCCUAUAUACAAUAUUUUGAUGAUUUUAGCUACAAUAUUCACCGUUUAUUUCAAGUUUCGAAUUUGAAUAUGAUAAUGGCUUAUGACAAACAAAGACCCCAAUAUAACGGCUGUAUUCGGUAUUUUUAAAAUUUUAACAGAAUUUUUUAAGGAUUUUUUUUUUUUUUUUUUUUUUUGAAAAUUUCCAAAUUCGUUCCAACUGGUGGAGGGUAUUCAAAGAUCGACCCAACCGAACUUUCUGCUUUUUAACUUGUUUUACUUGUGUUCGAAAGGGGUCCAAUUAAAAUAUUCUCAUCGAUAUAUUCUCAACGAUAUUUUCAUCGAAAUACGGAACCAGAAACUUACACAAUGGGGCGACAACAGGUAUCCAGGUCCCUAGGUGCCAGAAAAAUGAUAAUUUUUUGUAUGGAAAAUUUUUUAGAUCGACAUUUCUGCUUAUGUCCCUAUACGGAACCACCAGAUUUUCGGUAUUUCAAGGGGUUUAAAAGAUAUGUAAUAAAAGUAUUGCAACUGUUUUGAACACUUUUGAAAUUGGGAAAUACUUCGCAAUGCUUUCAUUUCCUUAUGGUGAUGGGUAUUAAAAUUUCUAACCUGCCGAAUGUAACGCCUUCUAUAAUGGUUACUUGUUUAUAACAUUUUUGUCUCUUCCUCCUUAAACCUCUUUCUUGUACCAAAUAUAUAUUUUCUCCUAACCACAAUUCUUACGAACUACUUAAGUAUGUGCGUAUGUAUAAAUAUUUGUAUAUACAUAAUGUCGUUGAAAUAUAGCUGAGUAACCACAGCGUACGAUUUAAUAUUGGCCGUCCAGUACACGGGUAUCGCUGCUACAAUUUAUAGCAAAAAAUGAGCUCAUUUCACAAACUGCUAAAGCACAAAGAUAUUGUGGAGCAUAUUUUCCAAUAUCUGAAGUUGGAAGAUCAAAUAAAAUGUAUAUAUGUGGGUAGAUCGUGGCGCCAAGCUGUAACGAAAUUCUUGUGGAAGAAUAAAUUUCGUUAUCUAAAUGUCUAUAAAACUCCCUAUGUGAGCAUUAUAACGAACACAAGAUCCGAUCGCGCCGAUUUGCUAAAUAUCAAUAAGAAAUUGCAAAAGCUGUUGGACCACAAAACAGCUGUGAAAACGGAUCUUUGCAAUACGUUUCUGGAAGAGGUGGCGGCAAAUGUACGAAAUUUGCGCUUGUAUUCCGAAUAUAUAAGCUAUCAGCAAAAACUGGGCGUGUCCUUUCAGAAUGUUCAGUUGUUUCAUAAUUUACGUUAUUUAAGCUAUAAUCGCCUGGUUGUGUCGAAUAGUCAAUUGAGGCUUUUGGCUCUCGCCUGUUACCAUUUGCAGAAAUUGGAAUUUAUUGAGUGCACGUGUGAGCAAUUGGCGGUGCUGGUACCAGGUGAAAAUCUGGACAUUAGACACUUAUACAAAUUGCAAUACCUGCGUGAACUGGUGGUACAGUGCGAGGAGAUGAUACCCCAACCGGAAAUUGAAUGUCGUAUCCUGCAUGAAAUGUUAUCACAGCUGCGAUUGAGAAGUUUGGUCUUGAACAAUUUCAAAAUCGUGGACAGUGGAGCUGAUACGGUGCGCAUCGCCCACGGGGACUGUGUGAUGGUCUUGAAUGUUGGUGUCAUUUCUCUGGAAUUUUGGCCUGACUUCAAACAUCAUCUGAAAGAUUUCUCCAAUCUCAUUGAUCUAACCAUCAAUGUCUUGAAUUGCGAAACCCUAAUCAAUUCAACGGUACUGGAACUGGUGGCCUACCGUUGUAAGAAAUUGCAGCGCUUGUCAUUGGAGAAUUGUGACUUUUUCAUUGAGGACUUCGGUGUAAUUAAGAGUCUGCGCCAUCUGGCCCUUGUCAACUGCGGCGGUUUCACAGCCGAUAACCUGCAACAGGUGCUGGGUGAAUUGCCGCUGAUAUCGUUCGCCCUACACCACACUCGUGUUCUGGGCACAAUUAUCGAUAUUCGAAUUACACCCACACUACAAGAGCUACAAAUCAAUACGAUUUAUUUCAAUGAAAUCUCCGAUAUUCUUCAAAUGUCGGUGGGGCGUAUGGAAAAUUUGCUAAUUUUGAAAUGGCAAAAUGGCGAUGUCAACGAUGAUUGGAUCAUGGAUAAAUGUCCACAUUUACAAGUGCUGCACAUACCAAAUCCCCAGUUGAUACGUCAUAAAAUUCUCCAAAUGACCACUCUCAGAGAGUUGGCACUCACAUCCUGUAAGGGGUUGUCGUGGCGUUUCUUUGUGUUGCUAAUUAGAAAUCUCUCGUUGAAACGUUUCUCGAUGAAGACAUUCGACAACAUGGAUGGUGGUUCCGAUAUACCGCAGCAUGCCUAUAAUAUUUGUACUUCGCUGGAAAGUAUCCUUAUACCGCAUCACAUCUUCAAAGUGGCUCAAGAUUUCUGGAUGGAUUUGCUGUCCAUGAACAGGCACAUGAGAAUUAUUUUCUAUGGUCAGUAUCGGGACAUGUUUAGUCCCAUGUUCUUGCGCAGUCUACUGAAGCAUCCGCUAAUGGAGCAGACAUUGAAACAAUUGAGAAUAUGUGGAUUUCUUAUAGAUAUUGAAGAUCUUAAAACUUCAUGGGAUGACACUAUGCAAAACCUCAAUAUGAAAAUAAGCCACUAUCGAUCAAGAAAUUUUAAAAUUACAAUUGAAUUGUAAUCAAUAAAAUAUAUUUUUUUAAGGACCUG